This is a messenger RNA of Toxorhynchites rutilus septentrionalis, 1539 nucleotides long. RefSeq lists its product as uncharacterized. The coding region runs from base 1 to 1539 and encodes 512 amino acids. Lineage: Eukaryota; Metazoa; Arthropoda; Insecta; Diptera; Culicidae. The transcript is spliced from 4 exons. The record is from RefSeq and is a predicted model, not a curated record.
AUGAAUUUCCAAACAAAUCUAACAGAAAUCGAGAGCGAAAUCGAAGAGGUAGGCAUCUUUGCCAGAAGGGGACAGGUGAUGAGAUCACCGCCGCUGAACCAACCACCAGCACCAAAACCCACAAGCGAUAAAUCUAUCGGAGAGCAGCCAAACCUGCAAUACGAGAAAACUAAGCUGGGUGAGGCCAAAAGAGCAUCUGACGAACUCUACGAGUACAUUAAGCCUAGCAGUAACGUUCACGCCGUCAUAAGGACCUUGACAACAAAAAUCAAAUCGGCACUUGCAGCAGCCGAACGCGAGCAACAAUUCUGGAGAGCAAGAGCAGAAAAGGCGGAGAAUGCACUGAAAGAGAAUGUGCAGAGUAAGCCGAUAGAAGCGAUCUCGACACCAAUGAGUGACAGUACCCCGUUAACCGCGAAAAGGAAAAGACUAACUCCUGAAGAGAAAAGGGCAGCAAAGAAACAGAAAGAUGGUAGCGAUGUUGCCAAUGGUGAAAACAGUCAGAACAAUGAAGAGAUAAAUGAGUGGAAAAUGAUCGAAAGAAAGAAAAGAGAAGAGAAGAAGAAAGAUAAACUGAAGCCUAGGUUGGAGAGGCCAAAGCCGGACGCUCUGAUUGUGGCUACAGCGGGCGCUGCAACGUAUGCUGAGAUCUUGCGAAAAGUAAAAGAGGAUCCGUCCCUGAAAAAUCUCGGAGAAAACGUGGCCAAAAAGGACCCAACGAUUAAAAGCUCAACUUAUAAAGAGCUUGUCGAGAAAUCGUUGGGCGAAACAGCGAAAGUGAAAGCUCUGUUCCAAGAAACAGUUGUAGAAUGUAGAAACCUAGAUGAGAUCACUACAGAUACCGAAUUGAGAGUAGCCCUUAAGACUGCCAAGAACCGCAGCCAGCAAGCUGUUGGAGGCUGGGCAACGCUGCAAAAGUGCCUGGAUGGGGGGUACUUUCCAGACAUGUGGAAGAAGCAGAGACUGGUCCUACUGCCAAAACCAGGAAAGCCACCAGGGGAUCCAUCCUCGUAUAGACCGAUUUGCCUCCUUGAUACCCUUGGGAAACUGUUAGAGAAGAUCAUCCUCAACAGGCUGUCAAGAUGCACAGAAAGUGAACACGGACUCUCGAGGAUACAGUUCGGAUUUCGGAAAAAUAAAUCUACGGUGGAUGCCAUCUUGUCAGUUGUCGAAGCAGCUGAAAAAGUGUUGAAGCAGAAAAAAACGUGGAAAUCGAUUUUGUGCAGUAAUUACGGUCAACGUAAAAAAUGCGUUCAACAGUGCCAGCUGGGAAGCUAUCGCCGAAGCGUUGCACAGACUGACGGUACCAAACUAUACAAGGGACAGGAGUCAUUUAACAUAACAGCGGGUGUCCCACAGGGUUCCAUCUUGGGUCCAACACUAUGGAAUGGAAUGUACGAUGAAGUGCUGAGGUUGAAGCUUCCGCAGGGUGUAGUGAUUACCGGCUUCGCCGACGAUAUAUCCUUGACGGUAACAGUCAAGUCCCGAGAGGAAGUAGAAAUGUUGGCUACUGAGGCAAUACAAACUGUUGAAGAUUAG